CCAUCAUAUCCCGUCCCGCUCCUCCUCUGCUUCCACCCCGUACUUCAACGUCCGGACCAGUACUUCGCACACCACUACACUCCCACUCUGUCUUGCGAUUCUCUAGCGCCCUCAUCAACCUUGUCGGCGUCCGUCUCCUCCUCGCCAACAUGGCUUCCCGGAAGGCCAAGCCCGGCGCCUCGGCCGCCGACGACAACCUCGACGAGCUGUUCUCGGGCAUCGGCGACGAUGCCAAGACCAAGAAGCCUACGGCCAACCCCAAGGCCUCCAAGCCCGCCAAGGCCAAGGCGGCCGGCGAUGACGAUAUCCUCGCCGACCUCGAGUCCCAGCUUGCCUCGGAGCAGCCGUCGUCCCGCCCGCACACACCCCGCCUCAAGGAGGGCGGCUUCAGACGUCCUGCCGCCACGCCCCCGGCCGUCGACGACAAGCCGGUCCCGGGUGGCAGCCGCAAGUCCACCGACAGCAGCCGUAGCCUGAGGGCGAGCUUCACCCCCAGCGCCACGAGCUCCGAGCUGCACGAGGCCGAGAGGAAGGGCCCCGUCGAGCAACAGCAACAACAGCAACAGCAGGCGACGGGCGGCGGCUGGUGGGGCGGCAUCUUGUCUACAGCCACGGCGGCCAUGAAGCAAGCCGAGGCCGCUGUCAAGGAGAUUCAGCAGAACGAGGAGGCCAAGAAAUGGGCCGACCAGGUCAAGGGCCUCCGUGGCAUUGACGUUGGUACCUUGAGAAAUUACGGCGAUGAACUUCGAAGCCGUGCUCUCCCGACUUUUACCAACAUACUGCACACCCUUGCCCCGCCCAUCAGCUCCCACGAGCGCCUCCUCAUCCACAUUACGCACGACUUGGUCGGCUAUCCGUCACUCGACCCCCUCAUCUACGGGGUCUUCUCCCGGGUCAUGUCGCAGGUCGAGGGCGGCGACCUCCUUGUCGUUCAGCGCGGCCACGAGAGCAGCUCUCGGCGGUCCAACGACGUCGCCGCUGGCUGGCGCGACGGUCCCUGGUGGAGGCAGACCGAUUCUCUCCGCGAGCUGGGGCUCGUAAAGGGUAUGGUCGAGGGCACCAAGCUGUGCCGCGCGGGCGCCGAAUCGUAUGCGUCGGAAUAUUUUGCAAGCAGUGGUGGUCUGGAGCAGGCCAAGAUCCGAGCCACAGAGAACCUGAGCGAGAGCAACCCUGUCCGGACGUCGGACCUCUUUCUGGCCGUGCAGGCCAUAAAUCUGGACGGUGACAAGACGCUCUUCGCGCGUACCGCAUCGGCUGAGAAGGAGAAGGAGUCUACUACUGUCAAGGAGCAGGAGGAAGAGGACGAGCAGGUCUGCUUCGCCGUGUUCGUCCUCGACCCCGUGCACGAGAUUGAGUUCUCUACCGUAAGCCAGGGCGUGCCCGCCAAAUGGAUCCGAUGGCUCGACGCGCCGUCACCCUUGACGCCCCGGUCAGCCGACGAGGGCGCGGAUACCUUUGAGAGCGGAAUCCCGGACGAGAUCAAGGAGAUUCUCGACGACGGGGGCGUCGAUCCCAGGGAAUGGGUGGCCGAGUGGAUCGAGGAGACGCUCAGUCUCUCGGUGGGCAUUGUCGCGCAGCGGUACGUUGCGCGGAGAAUGGGCGUGGGCGAAGGCGGCCUCGGUAGGGGCAAGAAGAGGGUCGAGGAGCUGGUGCAGGAGAACGCCGGAGAGGCGGCGCGGGCAGGCAUUCUCUGAUUAUUCUUUUCCAUAUCUUGCCGAUUCGCACGGCGGUGUCCCUUUUGGCAGUAGGUGUCUUUUUUGGCAGUACGAAGGGGGAACAUGGAUGGAGGGGGUUACGAUGGCUUCUUGUACGGAACAGUUCAAAUACCACACAAUGCGUGAAGCUUCCACCGUCAAGUGUCGCGCACACGCGACGCAUCUUAGCACACUGACGGACGAGGACUUGGUUGGCACACUCCAACAGCCCCAUCCAUCAUCACAGCUCGUCCGCCCUGUUCACCGUGCCCGCCUUGCGCAGCUCACCUCUCGCGGCGCGCGUCGCGCCCUCCAUGCCGACCCUCCGGAGGGGUC
Molecule: messenger RNA, 2030 nt
Organism: Purpureocillium takamizusanense
Lineage: Eukaryota; Fungi; Ascomycota; Sordariomycetes; Hypocreales; Ophiocordycipitaceae
Exons: 2
Coding region: 150-1694 (514 amino acids)
Source: RefSeq, a predicted model, not a curated record